Lepidothrix coronata (blue-crowned manakin) is the source of this 951-nucleotide messenger RNA. RefSeq names its product glutathione S-transferase omega 1 (gene GSTO1). NCBI's taxonomy places the organism in Eukaryota, Metazoa, Chordata, Aves, Passeriformes, Pipridae. The record is from RefSeq and is a predicted model, not a curated record. The transcript is spliced from 6 exons. Gene Ontology annotation, molecular function: glutathione transferase activity; glutathione dehydrogenase (ascorbate) activity. The coding region runs from base 90 to 818 and encodes 242 amino acids. Gene Ontology annotation, biological process: glutathione metabolic process. Gene Ontology annotation, cellular component: cytoplasm.
GGCCGCCCUCCGCGGGCGGGGCCGGCGGCGCUGGGGCGAGAGAGGCACGGUGGGAGGAGGCGGAUCGCGACACAUCGCAGCGUAUCGAGAUGGCGAACGAUCGCUCCCGCAGCCUGGGCAAGGGUAGCGCGGCGCCGGGGCCCGUGCCCGAGGGGCUGCUGCGGCUGUACGGCAUGAGGUUCUGCCCCUUCGCGCAGAGGACGCGCCUGGUUCUCCGCGCCAAGGGCAUCAGCCAUGAAGUAGUCAACAUCAAUCUGAAGAACAAACCUGACUGGUUCUUUGAGAAGAACCCCUCUGGGCUGGUCCCUGUUCUGGAGACCAGCAAGGGCCAGCUGAUCUGGGAGUCCCCAAUCACUUGUGAAUAUUUGGAUGAGGCAUUUCCAGAGAAGAAGCUGAUGCCUUCAGACCCAUAUGAGCGAGCCCGUCAGAAGAUGAUCUUGGAAGACUUCUCAAAGAUAACACCCUUACUUUUCAAGCAUGUUUUGGCAGUCAAAGAUGGACAAGACACCACAGCACUGAAAGCAGAGAUUGCUGAAAAGUUUGGCAAAUUCGAAGAGAUUCUGUCCAAACGCAACACUGUGUUUUUUGGUGGGAACUCCAUCUCUAUGCUUGACUACAUGAUCUGGCCGUGGUUUGAACGCCUGGAAGCAUUCCAGCUGAAAGACACUUUGAAUCACGCACCAAAGCUCCAACGCUGGAUGGAGGCCAUGAAGGAGGACCCUGCUGUCAAGGCUACAAUGACUGACACACAGACAUUCAAAAACUACCUCCAGCUGUAUUUGGUGAACAGCCCUGAGGCAUGUGAUUAUGGGCUCUGAGGUGCCAGUAGGCAUGAGCUUGCUGAAGUGUCAGUGCUGUUUUUCAGUGUGGGGACUUAGUGUAAUUUGAUGUGGGCUCUUCUGUGGUUGCGUUUCAUGAUUGGGAAUAAAUCUGUGCUGAAAAGCUGAGAAA